AUGAAUUUGACAUUUCUGAUUAUGAUCUUGAGUAUUUUAAGUGUCAAGCAUUCUUUUUUCAAAAAUGAAUUUGGACCUGAUGGAAGAAGACUCACUGAAGAACCAGUUUUUGAACCAUCUUAUCCAAACGGAACUCGUCAAUCACUAGAUGAAGAAUGGAAAAACAUAAGAAUCAAGUUAAAUUACGAUUACAUAACAGGAAAAGAAAGAGAUUAUUAUACAUGUUAUGAAGUUGGACAAGUUAUUCCUUUUUCAUGGUAUAAUAUAACAUGCAAGGAAUCUGAUCUUAUAACAAAUAAAAACCUAACAGAGUUUUACAAAACGAUCGAUAAUCUCAUCGAAUUUACUCAAAAGUUCAUUAAAGUCCGUCCAACUCCAAAUAAAGAUUACGAUUACAAAUUAACAAUCUAUAUAUCAUAUUUCGAAGUUUUUUCUUCUGUACUUGCACAAGGAGGAUAUAGUGGUUAUGAUGAAUAUCAUAGACCUACAUCAGGACACAUUGAAUUCAAUAAUGCAUAUGUAUCAAAUAAAGAAUCAAAAUUUAAUUCAAGUUCAAGUUAUUUCAUACAUGUUGCAUUUCAUGAAUUAACACAUGCACUUGGAUCAUUCCAUAUAAAUUAUCAUGAACCGAAUUCAACAAAGUUAUGGGAUUAUAAUCAAACACAUUGUAAGAUGACAAAAUAUGGAAAGAAUUUCACAUUUUUGAUUUCACCGAAUUCACACAAAUUUGCAGUCAAACAUUAUGGUGUUGAAACAUUCGAAGGUGAUGAUAAUGAUUGUCCAUCCGGCAUCGAAAUAGAAGAUGGCGGUGGUUCAGGAACAAUGGGAUCACAUUUAAAGGCUUCAAAAUUCAAUUCUGAUUUAAAUGUAGGAAUGACAUUGGAAAUAGAAGGUUAUGAUUAUGAAAGAAUAACAGAUGCAACAAUAGCAAUAUUACAAGAUACAGGAAAUUAUAUCUGUAAUUGGUCAAUGGCACAACCACUAGUUUGGGGAAAUCCAGAAUCCCAAAUUGGUGGUAAACCAAUCAAAGAUUUUGCUAUCGGUCCUCCUCAACUUGUUUAUCCAUUGAGCUAUCAGUAUCGAUCUGAUUAUAUUUAUAAGAAUGUUGGAUUCGAUUUCAAACAUAUAGGAACAUCUUUACAGACAUUUAAACCAAAAGAUUGCCAAAAUUCGGAUACGAAAUAUUGCAAAGGAAUUAAUUUUUAUAAUCCGUUGAAUUGGACUUAUGUAGGUAAUCAAGAAAUUUUUGAUUAUAUGUGGAUUAGAUUCCCUCAAGUAUCGUGCCCAAGAGGAAAAGCAGUUCUGCCUGGAUUGAGUUACUAUUAUUACUAUCCAGAAGAGUGCGGAGAAUAUAAAUGUAACAAAUAUGACAACUUCACAUUUUAUGUUGUCAACUCAACAUGGAUUGACAAUCAACCAUUGAACAUCACAUGCAACCGAACUACAGUUAAUCAGAGUUUCAACUACACUAUGCACACAAGCGGCGGUGGUGGAUGGGGCACAUAUAAACGAAUAGCAUAUUGUGUUGAUCCAGAGUUAUUCUGUCGAACAGUCAAACUAUCAGAGAUGACAUUUGUUCGAGAUCCACUUGAUCCAGACAGCAAACAGCUUGAUGAUCCAUAUGCGAAACCUCAUAGUCAAGUUGUCUUAGAACUCACCAUUGCAUCCAUUGUUACAGGCAUCACAUUCAUUGUCAUCUUUGUUAUUAUUGGAUUCAUCAUCUUCUACAAAUGUCGUGAAAGCAAAGGCGACUAUAGCGGAGACGGAAAUGAUGAUAAUCAAGAAACUCGUGAUAUUGAAUCUCCACCUACCAAAGAAAAUCAAGAUAUUGAAAAAGAUUCUUCAGAACCAAACUAUUUAUCUGAUUAA
This is a messenger RNA of Trichomonas vaginalis G3, 1869 nucleotides long. RefSeq names its product regulation of choline O-acetyltransferase protein. Gene Ontology annotation, biological process: cell adhesion; proteolysis. The transcript has a single exon. Bases 1 to 1869 code for a protein of 622 amino acids. Gene Ontology annotation, molecular function: metalloendopeptidase activity. Lineage: Eukaryota; Parabasalia; Trichomonadida; Trichomonadidae. Gene Ontology annotation, cellular component: cytoplasm; membrane. The record is from RefSeq and is a predicted model, not a curated record.